Corythoichthys intestinalis (scribbled pipefish) is the source of this 6382-nucleotide messenger RNA. Its product is annotated as adhesion G protein-coupled receptor L1-like. The coding region runs from base 838 to 5331 and encodes 1497 amino acids. Gene Ontology annotation, biological process: cell surface receptor signaling pathway; heterophilic cell-cell adhesion; adenylate cyclase-activating G protein-coupled receptor signaling pathway. The record is from RefSeq and is a predicted model, not a curated record. Gene Ontology annotation, molecular function: G protein-coupled receptor activity; carbohydrate binding; latrotoxin receptor activity. Lineage: Eukaryota; Metazoa; Chordata; Actinopteri; Syngnathiformes; Syngnathidae. Gene Ontology annotation, cellular component: axon; presynaptic membrane; plasma membrane. The transcript has 26 exons.
CAUCGCUCCAAAAAGCGCUUGUGGAUGUUUUUACUUGCACGUGUGUGCGCGCUCGUGUGCUGUCUAUCGACUGACGAGAAGGGAGGGUAAAAAAAAAAAAAAAAAGGAGCCCGAGAGAAGAGUGCGCGACUGCGCGUCAGUGCGCAAGAGAGCGAGCGAGAGUGCACACGGUUUUCCCCUUCCUCUCCUGCACGCUUUGCCUCCUCAUCGCGUCUCAUUCGAGAAGGCUGCGAGCGGACGAGGAGACCACUCACUCUCUGGAACCAAGGACAUUUCAUUUCAAAAAGAGAAAACCACUUGAUUUUUCUCGCGUUUGGCGCAAACUUGCAUCUCUUUUUGAAGUCGAUGAUGUUAUCGUUUAUUUUGAUGCCUUCACGGGCGCAUUUUUAAUCAGGAAGGAGCAACAAUCAUCAAACUAGAGUAUUUGACUUUUUAUUUUUUUUCCCCCUUUCAAUGCUGUUUGCCUUUAAGACAGCAGGCUGCUAUUAAUUUUUAAUUCGUAUGCAUCCGCACGAAGGUGGAGAGGAAGGAAGAAGUGUGCAAGAAAGUGAGGCGGGACGCCAGAUUGAAUGAAUGAAUGAACAAAUGAAUGAGCUACACUGAGCUUCCCCAGCAAGAGAAGAUUGCAGGACUAAAGGGUGUUUCGCUUCAUGACGGAGUGUUGCAAGUCAGCCAGAGCUGAUUUGCAUUGGAAAUCUGACGUCCCCCGCUUUUCCGUUCCUCCCGCAGAGAGAGCGACAGAGGUGCGCUUUCACAAGAGGUCGGCACCCAGAGAGGGCGUAAGCUGAGCACGCCCACCCCCUUCCACCACUUCGCCUUCACCCAGCGCCAUCCGUCAUGGCUCUCGCAGUCUGGUUUAUGUUGACGUGCGCGUUGGCGCUCGGUAACGUCGCGCCAUCCUCUCAAGCGCUGAGCCGGUCGAUGAUGCCCUUUGGCUUGAUGCGGCGAGAGCUGGCGUGCGAAGGCUACCCCAUCGAGCUGCGCUGCCCGGGGAGCGACGUCAUCAUGAUCGAGACAGCCAAUUAUGGACGCACAGAUGACAAGAUCUGCGACGCAGACCCCUUCCAGAUGGAGAACGUGCAGUGCUACCUGCCCGACGCUGUCAAGAUCAUGUCGCAAAGGUGUAACAACCGCACUCAGUGCGUGGUGGUGGCCGGGUCCGACGUCUUCCCCGACCCGUGCCCCGGGACUUACAAGUACUUGGAGAUCCAGUACGAGUGCGUCCCCUACAUCUUUGUGUGCCCGGGGACGCUGCUGCGCGUGCAGGCACCCAGCUCUUUGCAGGAGGCCGAGCACCAGGCGGGCGCGUGGUGCAAGGACCCGCUCCAAUCCGGGGACCGCCUCUACGUCAUGCCCUGGACCCCCUACCGAACCGACAUGCUCUUCGAGUACGCCUCCUGGGAGGACUUCAAACAGAGUCGAGCUACUACUACCUACAAGUUACCUAACAGAGUGGACGGUACGGGCUUCGUGGUGUACGACGGCGCAGUCUUUUACAACAAGGAGCGCACACGCAACAUCGUCAAGUACGACCUUCGCACGCGCAUCAAAAGCGGCGAGGCCAUCAUCACCAACGCCAACUACCACGACACGUCGCCGUACCGUUGGGGCGGCAAGUCGGACAUCGACCUGGCGGUGGACGAGAACGGCCUGUGGGUGAUAUACGCCACAGAGUCCAACAACGGACGGCUGGUGGUCAGCCAGGUGAACCCUUACACGCUGCGUUUCGAAGGCACGUGGGAGACCAGCUUCGACAAGCGCGUAGCGUCCAACGCCUUCAUGGCAUGCGGCGUGCUCUACGCCGUGCGCUCGGUCUACCAGGACGACGACAGCGAGGCGGGCGGUGACCUGCUCAUGUAUGCCUACAACACCAACCACGGCCGCGAGGAACCCGUCAACAUCGCCUUCCCCAACCCAUACCAGUACAUCUCCUCGGUGGACUACAACCCGAGGGACAACCAACUCUACGUGUGGAACAAUUACAACGUGCUGCGCUACCCGCUGGAGUUCGGGCCGCCGGACCCUACCGCAGGUCCUUUGACCAGCACGCAAGUGACCACCACCCUCGCGGCCCGGCCCUUCGCCUCCAGCCCCAGCCCCACCACCGCCCGGCCUGUGGCCCCAACGCUGCGGCCCAUCGGCUCCAUCAACAAGCAUCCCGACCUCCGACCCAUCACGGCCACCGUGCCCGUCACCCGCUGGACGCCGCCAUCCUCGCAGGGUCCCCACGUUUGUGAAAGCAAGACGGAGCGCGGAGUCCAAUGGCCCACCACGCUGAGAGGGGAGACGGUGGACCGACCGUGUCCUAAAGGAUCUCUUGGCAUCGCUUCCUUCCAGUGUUUGGCCGAGCAGGUCAUGUGGAACCCGCGCGGUCCUGACCUGAGCAACUGCACCUCCCCGUGGGUCAACCAGGUAGCCCAGAAGAUCAAAAGCGGCGAGAAUGCGGCGAACAUCGCCGGCGAGCUAGCCAAUCACACGCGAGGGCGGAUCCAGGCAGGGGACAUCAGCUCGUCGGUGCGACUCAUCGAGCAGCUCCUGGACAUUCUGGACGCCCAGCUGCAAUCCCUCAGGCCCGGGAACAAGGAGUCGGCCGCACGCAACUACAACAAGUUCCAGAAGCGAGAGCGGACGUGUAGGGCCUACAUCCAGGCUGUGGUGCAGACGGUGGACAACCUCCUGCGCCCUGAGGUACUGCUCUCCUGGCAGGACAUGAACAGCACAGAGCAGGCACACACGGCCACAAUGCUGCUGGACAUCCUGGAGAAAGGAGCCUUCCUGCUGGCCAACAACAUGUACGGGAGUCGAUUCUCUGACAAGGCGGCUAACAUAGAUUUGGAAGUGCACGUCUUGAGCACUGAGGGAGACCUGCAAGACUUGUCUUUCCCGCUAAAUCACGACAACGACAGCACCAUCCAUCUGUCGGCAUCUACGAUCAAGCAGUACAGUCGCAAUGGGCAAGUGAAGGUGGUGUUCAUCCUGUAUAAGAAUCUGGGCUCCUUCCUGUCCACCGAGAACGCCACAGUUAAGAUGGACGCGCAGUCGGCCCACGGCCGGAGGCGCCUUGCGGUCAACUCCCACGUCAUCUCGGCCUCCAUCAACAAAGAGUCCAGCCGUGUCUUUCUCACCGAGCCGGUGGUCUUCACACUAAAACACCUACAGAUGGAGAGCUACUACAGUCCAAACUGCUCCUUUUGGAACUAUUCUGAGCGCUCCAUGACAGGCCAGUGGUCCACACAGGGCUGCAGGCUGAUGGACACCAACGGCACGCACACCACCUGUUCGUGCAGCCACCUCACCAACUUCGCCGUGCUCAUGACGCACCACGACACUGACUUCCAGGGAAGAAUGCACGAGCUGAUUCUGUUCGUCAUCACCUGGGUGGGGAUUGUCAUCUCGCUGGUGUGCCUGGCCAUCUGCAUCUCCACUUUCUGCUUCCUGCGAGGCCUGCAGACCGACCGCAACACCAUCCACAAGAACCUGUGCAUCAACCUCUUCAUCGCUGAGCUGCUCUUCCUCAUCGGUAUCGAUAAGACCGACUAUCAGAUCGCCUGUCCCAUUUUCGCCGGACUCCUGCAUUUCUUCUUCUUGGCCGCCUUCUCGUGGAUGUGUCUGGAGGGCGUGCAGCUCUAUCUCAUGCUGGUGGAGGUGUUUGAGAGCGAAUACUCCCGCAAAAAGUACUACUACCUGUGCGGCUACUCCUUCCCCACGCUGGUGGUGGGCAUCUCGGCGGCCUUAGACUACAGGAGCUACGGGACCAAGAAAGCAUGCUGGCUGCGGGUGGAUAACUACUUCAUCUGGAGCUUCAUUGGACCCGUUUCAUUUGUUAUUACGAUCAACCUCGUCCUGCUGAUGAUCACUUUACACAAGAUGAUUCGAAACUCGUCGGCACUCAAGCCUGACUCCAGCCGUCUGGAUAGCAUCAAAUCGUGGGUUUUGGGGGCCAUCACCCUGUUGUUCCUCUUAGGGCUGACUUGGGCGUUCGGCCUAAUGUUCAUCAAUGAGAACUCGCUAAUCAUGGCGUACCUCUUCACCACUUUCAACGCUUUCCAGGGCAUGUUCAUUUUCAUCUUCCACUGCGCUCUUCAGAAAAAGGUCCACAAGGAGUACAGUAAGUGCCUGCGCCACUCCUACUGCUGCAGUCGCGCGUCCACCAGCAGCUCCCACGGGGCCAUGAAGAACUCGGGGCUGCGCGCCAACAACCGGUACUACAGCGGCAGCCAAGCUCGCCACGCGGCAGCCCACAGACAGGUGCAGAGUCGGAUCCGCCGCAUGUGGAACGACACAGUUCGGAAGCAGACGGAAUCGUCCUUCAUGGCGGGGGAUAUCAACAGCACGCCCACGCUCAACAGGGCCAUGGGCAACCACCUUCUGGCGAACCCGGUGCUGCAGACUCGCAGCGGCACGUCUCCGUACAACACGCUACUGGCUGAGAGCUUCACACCGCCCUCACCUGGUGUCUUCAACUCUACCGGAACUUUCCGAGACCCAAAGAUCACGUCCAAAGCCCGCGACCCCUGCGGAAUGGAGACCCUGCCGCUGAACGGCAACUUCAACAACAGCUACUCCCUGCGAGCCGGCACGGGGAGCGGCGGCAGCUGUGACUUCCUAAGCGGCGGGGGCGGAGAUAGCCCCCCGCCCCUGCUCAACCCACGCACCUCGGAGACGCUGGGCGGCGGUCGGCGGAAUCUCUCUGACGCGGCGGCCUUUGAGAAGAUGAUUAUCUCUGAGCUGGUGCACAACAACUUGCGAGGCGGCGACGGCAGCGACAGGGUAUGCGCGAGCUUAGCCGGAGGGCACCCUCGGGGAGCCGCCGUCCCCGAGUCGGGCGACCAGGACGGUGACUUUACGAGGGAAGGCAGGCAACGCCCGCCGCAGGAUGUAGAGCUGCUGUACAAAGCGCUGGAGGAACCUCUGCUUUUACAACGAGCUCAGUCCGUCCUCUACCAGAGCGACCCCGACGAGUCAGAGAGCUACGCGGCCGACCUGACCGAGAGUUUGGGCCACAGCGGUCAGAGUUCCGGCGGGCAGACGGGCAAUCGAGCGCCGGACUCACCCGCCCGGGACUCCCUGUACACCAGCAUCACCAACCUUCGAGACUCGCCCUACCCGGAAAGCAGUCCAGAGCCCCUGGAGGUGGCGCCCCGAUCGGCCCAGCCCCCCGAAGAACUGUACUACAGCUCCGGGAGGCCCGCCUUGGGCUCUCGCGGCGCCCCCAUGCAGACCUUCUACCAAGCCCAGCCCAGGAGGCCGAGCGGGGACACCGCGCACCAGGCUCAGGAAGCCUCCCAAAACGAGGGCGACGGACAAAUGCAGCUGGUGACCAGCCUGUGACCGGAGCCCGGAGAAGGAAGUUCGGGGACCGGCGCGACGGCCCGAGUUGCCUCCUAGCCCGCGUGACCCUCACACCGGUCCACUUCCUGCUUGUUUGGUUGCCUUUCUUUCUCUUUAACUUUUUCGUGAAGCGUUAGAAGAGACAAAAAGAAGCCGCCUUUGACUUUUUAAGGAGCAUCGAUCCUUUCCCAGUUCCUUUGGUACCUUAAGGCCAAGUCCAGCACUCUGAAUGUACCGACCCCCUGGCCACACUUCUUCCCCAUCUUCCGAUGCCUCCGAACUUUGCUCAAGCAAAUUAUCUGUAAUGUUUCUGGAGACGACACUAUCUUUUUUGUAUUUGCUUAGUUCUUUGCCCUUUCGUACUGACCACCAUUUGUUAGUUAGCUGUGGAAAAACGUGGAGUCCUGUACACCGCUAGAAGCAAACAAAUGUCUCACAAGAAAGCUCUUCAUUGUUGCCAAAAAAAAAAUCUCUAUUCUUGAGCCAGAACAACAGAAAGUACACACACACACACGCACGCAGACAUUCAGAAGUGCUCAUUAUUGAACAUUACAAGUAAAAACAAUCCUCCAUCUUGAGUUGAAGACGUUUCAGAGGAGUUUGCCUUCUUUUUCCUGGAUCGGAGGUGGAGGUGCCCCCUCCGUUUUCCCUCCCAGAACCUUUUCACCCGCCGCCCUUUCUGCCUGUUUGCUUUUUAGGCAUUCCAAAACAUGACUGCCUUGCUAUGGUUUUUUGCUGAGUAUUGAUUUCGUUGACUUUGGAUUCGCAUCCCGGGGAGGGUGCGACGUUCCCCGCUCCUUCUGUACUUGCUGUGUUAGAGCCUAGCCAGCCCAAGUGGACUUUUAUCUCCCGUGUGUGGUUGUGUGACCGACAGCACUAUAAACAUGCGUGUACAUACGAGAACCGCAGCGUGAUUCCGCUUUAUUCCUACCGUGUAAAUAAAUAUGGACGUGGGCCGGACGAUCAAAAGCAACAAAACGUAAAGAGACGCAAUGAGAAAUGACUUCUUGUACUUGCAACAAAUGAGAAAAAUAAAAAUGUUUCUUUUUUG